AUGAAAGUGAACAUAUUUGAAAACCAAUUUCAGAAACAACUGCCAAACAUUUCAAAGACACCACAAGCAAAAAGCUAGUAGACUUUAGAACAUAUAUUUAAUACUUCCUUAAAAUAACCGAGACACUUAAAUGAUCAUUCAGUGAAAUCCCUUCAUAACUUAAAUAACGUCUCGUUUAUUCGAAAUGAAAAGCAUGAUGUCAAAUAAGAUGUAUCAAUAGAUUAUUUAACAUAGCAAUAUUAUACAUCUCCAUUACUUAACAAGACAUAAUUGCUUGAAAUUGAGAGGUAAAGCAAAUAAAGAAGGAAUGAAAUGUAUUCCUAAAUGCUGAGCGAGAAUCCUUUUAAAUUUAAUGACUCCUAAGAGGAAAUCACAUUAGAACAUCCUAGAAUAUCUUCUAUUCAUGUUAAUCUAUUUGAUUUGAAGGACAAAGAGAAAUUAACUCAACUCCUCUAAGAAACUAGUGAAUUUUCAGAUAAGCUCUCUCAGCAUAAUCCGCAAUAAAAACCGGCUAAUGUAAUAGUACAAAGACAGGACGUGAUCAAAUUGGCUCAAUGGAUAGACUAUCAAAUGAAAACUAUUGUCGAAGACACAAAACUAAAAGAAGAUUAGAUGCUUCAUCAAGUUGAGCAAGUCUUUAACUAAAGUCUCAAAGAGUUAGUAAGGGAAAUCUCAAUCGAUUGUAUAGAAAAAGGAGUACUAUUGGAGAAGAUUUGGAAUCAAUACGUUAAUUUUAAUAGUAUCGUAAUUUAGGCGAUUCAGCAGGAGAAGAUCAAUUCAGAGAAUGAAUAUUUAAAUGAUUUGAAACAAAUUCAUUAAACCUAUCAAAUGUCCGUUAAGGUUCAAGAAGAUAAAAUUAAGUUGCUAGAAACAUAAUUACAAUAACUACAAUAUAAACACAAUGAGACAGUGGUUGACUAUGAUAAUUUGUUGCAAAAAUAUGAUUACUUGGUCAACUAGUACAAAGAACUCAAAUCAGAGGACUAAGAAUUAAGAAAUGAUUACUAGAUUGCUAUGAAUGACAUCGACUAAUUGACCUAAUAAAUCAAUGCUUUAUAAAUAGAAAAUCAAAAGACUUUAAAAUAAUUAAAUGAUAGAAUCAAUUACAACUUUUAGAAAUCUAAAAGAUAAUCUUAUAUAUUCUCAGAUACUGAUGCAUUAUAUCCCGAUCACAAAUCCACAAGUUGCUAUGAUCUAUACACUACGAUGGAGAUACAUGUGAGUUAGGCUUGUCAAACUAUUCAAUUAACUGAAUUACGCACUUCUGAAGCUCAAACAGAUUUUAAAUAUUUCAAAUAAGUUGGCGUUUAAUGUUCAGAAUUGAUCGUUGAAGAACAACGUCCCUAAUCCAACCAUUAAAAUGAAAAAAAUAAUCAUGCCUAAAUGGAAGAGGUUAGAAAAUUAAAAGAGCUGAAUUUUACAUUAGAAGAAAAAAUAAGAAUGGAAAUUUAAGCUUAAAAUGAGUUUAGAAAGUAAAGAUAAUAAGUUCAAAGGGAAAGUGACUAAUAAAAAAUAAAAAUAACGAAUUUGGAAAAUACAAUCACAUAAUUAUAAAUAGAUUUAGAUAAUUUAUAGACUCAAAUUGAUAAUAAGUAGGAUUCAAAAUAAAAAGAAAUUACUGUUGUUAGUAUUGAUUAAAAGAAUACGGAUUAAUAGAUGACACUUGCUCCUUAAUUUACAUCUUCUACAAUGAAAACUCAAUAAAAACAGGAGACCUAACAUAAGACUUAAGAGAAUCUUCCAGAAAUAAAAUAAAACAAUUCAUAAUAAAAAAAGUAAAUCAAUUAAGAUUAAAUAAAGCAAACUUAGAAAUAAUAAUAGUAGUAAUAAUAGUAAUAAUAAUAAUAAUAGCAAACGAUGAAAUAAACCAAUAAUGGUUUUAAUAAAGUUAAAUCUGUUGAUGUUAAAGAUUAAAAAAAAUAGGUUAAGAUAAUUAAAAACUCUUAACUCAUUCCUCGAAAAUCUUCUUAAGAUUCUGUCCAAAAUAUUAAUAAUAGUUAAGAUAAUGAUACUAAUGCAAACUCCAAUGAAGACUUCUUAAGUAGAGCUUUAGAAGAAUUAACUAAAGAUGGACGCUAACUUAAAAUAACGCAAAACUCAAAUCAAAGGCUUAACAAACUCAAUAAUAAAAUUAUAUUCUCAUUUAAUAAGAGAAAUAAUGUAAAUAUUUUGAUAAAAUUGAUAGAGCAAAUAUUAUAGAGAUUGUUAAAAGAUAAAAAAGAAAACAUUUAUGUAGACGUUGCUUUAGCUUUCAUCAAUCAAUUACAUUAAGACUUCUAAAUGAAUCCGAAUUAAGUAGAAAAUACCCUAACUAUUUAAAAUUCUUUAAAAUAAAUAUCAUUAUUUUAUAAAGAGAAAUUGGAUUCUAAAUAUCCUCUCUAUGCCAUCUGCUAUGAGUAUUACAUGAAUUAGUAUGGACUAAAAAAUGUAGCUGAAUAAAAAAUGACUUAAUUUUGUUAAAGUCUAAUUGUGUAUCAAUAGAAUUACAGAAUCAAAUUAUUUGCUCGAUUUUUACACUUAUUUGAUAAUAUUUCUAAUGAAGAUUUUGAAUUUUACAUAUAAUCUUUGAGUUAAUUGGAUGAAUAUUAGAAUGCUCAGAAUUUGAUAUAGUGUACUCCUUCGCAUGAUUGUGUUAUGGUACUAUUUCAAAAGGUUAAAUAAUAACUAUAGAGUUUUAACAACACUGGCAAAGAGUUAAUAGACAAAUUUGCCAUUUAUUGCAAAAACAUAAAAGGAGAAAGUUAUUUAGAUUUAGAUUAAUACUAUUUGGAAUCAUUAGAACAAUUUCAAUUCGUAAGGAAAGUCUAAAAUGAUAAUUUUCAUCAAUUAUUUUUAGCUAUAGACGUUGACGAUAAUCAAAAAAUAAGUGAAGAUGAAUUUAAGAUUCUCUAUACUUUAAUAGAGGAUAAUAAAAACAUGCUCAAAUACAUAAAAUUAUUUUAAAUAUAGUGUUAAAAUGAUAAUGGACUUAACUUUUAUUAGUUUGGAUUGUUUUUAAGAUAAAUUCUUCCUCUCUCACUAAGCAGAACAAUAAUUCCUGUAAUUAAAGAUAACUUGGGGACAUUAAAGAAAAAUAAUAAGUUAACGAUUGAGAGAUUCCAAUAAUUUCACCUAAUACUAUCAAGAUUUGAUUAGAAAAUUAGAUGA
Paramecium tetraurelia is the source of this 3147-nucleotide messenger RNA. RefSeq lists its product as uncharacterized. Gene Ontology annotation, molecular function: calcium ion binding. The transcript has 7 exons. The record is from RefSeq and is a predicted model, not a curated record. Lineage: Eukaryota; Ciliophora; Oligohymenophorea; Peniculida; Parameciidae.